This is a messenger RNA of Gryllus bimaculatus (two-spotted cricket), 543 nucleotides long. The record is from the annotation of a GenBank genome assembly. NCBI's taxonomy places the organism in Eukaryota, Metazoa, Arthropoda, Insecta, Orthoptera, Gryllidae.
AUGCCAGAGGCACCCGACGCGACGGUCGCCGCGCCGGCCACCGUGCCGGCCGCUGCCUGGCCGCCGCGGCCCGGCAGCGAGGAUGCCGGGGAGGCGGCGGGCGCGUGCAGCCGGCAGGAGUCGUUCACCUGCUGCGCGCGCCCGCCGGCCGCGCCCGCAACCUGGCGGCGGCGCGGCGAACUGCGCUUCGCUCACGGCCGCACGCCCGGCAGCCGCCAGCCGUCGCCGGCGGAGGAGGACGUGGCGAAGAACGGCGGGCCCGGCGUACCCGUGGGCAUGGUGGGGCCGGGCGGCGGACCCCAGGGCAAGGGCGGCGGUCCCCAAGGCGGCGCGGGCCAGCCAGGGCCCGACGCUACCACCGAUCUGAACCACCACGCGCUCAACCACCACGCUCUCGCCAACCACCAUCCGCUGGCAAACCACCACCCGUCGCCGCACCCGCAGCAGCUGGCCCCGCACCUGGACGCCGUGGCGGCCCGCGGCAGCAGCGGGCCGCAGCCGCGGCCGCCGCCGCCGGCGCGCAUCCGUUCGACCACGUGCUGA